Messenger RNA from Populus trichocarpa (black cottonwood), 2026 nucleotides. RefSeq names its product asparagine--tRNA ligase, cytoplasmic 1. The transcript has 6 exons. NCBI's taxonomy places the organism in Eukaryota, Viridiplantae, Streptophyta, Magnoliopsida, Malpighiales, Salicaceae. Gene Ontology annotation, molecular function: asparagine-tRNA ligase activity; nucleic acid binding; ATP binding. The record is from RefSeq and is a predicted model, not a curated record. Gene Ontology annotation, biological process: asparaginyl-tRNA aminoacylation. Bases 113 to 1819 code for a protein of 568 amino acids. Gene Ontology annotation, cellular component: mitochondrion.
UCUUCUCCCUCUGUAUUCACCCCCACUCUCCACCAAAAUUAGGGUUUUAUCAGUAAAACACAACAAGCCUUAAGUCCCUGCGUUACAGCUUUCUCUCCGCCAAAACCAAGCAAUGAGUGGCCAGGCCACGCCUCCAGCACCAGAACUCGCAGAGAUGGCCAUUAGCGACGGCCCUUCUCUUAAGCACCCAUUCUCCGACCGGGCCCCGGUCCGAUCAAUCGUUUGUCGUCCCGAUGGAGGAGCUGGGCUGGCAGGCCAACGAGUCCGCGCCGGUGGGUGGGUGAAGACCGGGAGAGAGCAAGGGAAGGGUUCCUUCGCUUUCUUGGAGGUGAACGACGGAUCGUGUCCUGCAAACCUUCAGGUUAUCGUGGAUGCUGGUGUAGCAGAUCUGAGCACGCUUGUGCAGACUGGGACUUGCGUGUUAGUUGAGGGCUUGCUUAAGGCCCCCCCUGAAGGUACAAAGCAGAAGAUUGAACUCCGUGUUGAUAAGGUGCUCCAUGUAGGCCCUACCGAUCCUGCCAGUUAUCCGAUUCCCAAGACGAAGCUCUCCCUUGAGUUUUUGAGGGAUCAUAUUCACCUUAGGGCCCGAACUAAUACGAUUUCUGCAGUUGCUCGAAUUCGCAAUGCACUUGCUUUUGCCACGCACUCUUUCUUUCAAGAGCAUGGUUUUCUGUAUGUUCAUACCCCAAUUAUCACCACAAGUGACUGUGAAGGUGCUGGUGAAAUGUUUCAAGCUACAACCUUGAUUAGUGAAGCUGAAAAGCUCGAGAAGGAGCUCAUUUUGAAUCCUCCGCCUACUGAGGCUGACUUAGAAGCAGCUAAGCUUACCGUUGGGGAGAAAGGUAAUAUUGUUUCUCAACUCAAAGCUGCUAAGGCAACUAAGGAGGAAAUUAGUGCUUCUGUGGCUGAUCUUAAAAUAGCCAAAGAGAAUCUCUCAAGGGUGGAGGAAAGAGCUAAGCUUAAACCUGGUAUUCCUAAAAAAGAUGGCAAGAUUGAUUAUGGUCAAGAUUUCUUUUCCCGUCAGGCAUUUUUGACAGUCUCUGGCCAACUUCAAGUUGAAACCUAUGCUUGUGCUGUCUCCAGUGUCUAUACAUUUGGACCAACGUUUAGAGCUGAGCAUUCUCACACUUCUAGACAUUUGGCUGAGUUCUGGAUGGUGGAGCCUGAAAUAGCAUUUGCAGAUCUUCAGGAUGACAUGAAUUGUGCAGAGGCAUAUGUGAAAUACAUGUGCCAAUGGCUACUCAACAAGUGCUUUGAUGACAUGGAACUUAUGGCUAAGCUUUAUGAUAAAGGUUGUAUUGAUCGUCUAAGAAUGGUUUCUUCAACCCCUUUUGAGCGUAUUUCUUACACAGAAGCAGUGCAACUGCUAGAGGAGGCAGUGAGAGGUGGUAAGGAGUUUGAGAAGAACGUGGAAUGGGGGAUUGAUCUGGCAUCUGAGCAUGAAAGAUACUUGACAGAGGAUAUAUUUAAAAAGCCUGUAAUUGUGUACAACUAUCCUAAGGGAAUAAAAGCAUUCUACAUGAGGCUCAAUGAUGAUUCAAAGACAGUGGCUGCUAUGGAUAUCCUUGUACCAAAGGUGGGAGAAUUGAUCGGUGGAAGCCAAAGGGAGGAACGCUAUGAGGUUAUUCAGCAGAGAAUUGCUGAGAUGGGACUGCCUAUUGAGCCAUAUGAGUGGUACCUCGACCUGCGGCGUUACGGGACUGUAAAACAUUGUGGUUUUGGCCUGGGUUUUGAGAGGAUGAUACUUUUUGCCACUGGAAUCGACAAUAUUAGAGAUGUCAUUCCAUUCCCCAGAUACCCUGGCAGAGCAGAUCUGUGAUAUUUUAGUUUUAUAUAGGUACACAUUAUAUUUUUCUUUUUGCCUAUAGAAUUCGACAGCAGUUUGUUCUGCUGAAGUUCCCAUAACUUCAUUUGUUUUAGAUUCAAACUUUAAUUGCAAACUGAAAUUAUAGGCGAUGAAGGUUUUCUCUUUAGGAAACAUCUUUUAUGCUAAAUGGUCACUGAUGCUGCGUGUGAUGUUUGUCAA